AUGGCAGACCAGCCUCCAGUUCCCCCGUCCGACGGCGGGGUUCCUGCUCCAGCGGAAGUCCUCAAGAAGCGACUUAUUCUCUCCUCCGACUCGACCCCCUCAACUCACCGACCGGACCCCUCCGAACGAAGCGAGUCAUCUCUCCCACCACACCUGCGAGACUCCGUCAACAACGUCCCAGUGACCCCCGGCUUCGAGCGCGGAACCUAUAAGAGUGGUUCGAGCGAAGACGAGGGUCGCGAAGGAAGCAAGAGCCCCCAGAGCUACUUCCAGCCGCAGAACCGCGAGGUGGUUGCUUCGCCUGACCCACUCGACGACAACGUCGCGGCGCAGUCGCCCAGCGAGGCUGCCAAGGGAGCAAUCACAGGUGCCGAUAUUCUACGUCGCAUGAGCUUGUCAGCAAUGAGUCGGAGACGGGAAUCGCUGAGCGACAUUCGGGCUGGGGCACCGGCCCUGGCUUUGAGUGGCAAUAUCAUCUCGGCCACGUUCAACAUUCCCCAUUCGUUGAAGUACAAGAAGGGUACUGACUGGGAGCUGAAAACUCGCCGUGGACAAUCUGCCCUGUUUGAUUCGUUCGUGUUCCUCUCGUCCGACCAAGCGCCUUGGAACCACACAGUUGUAGCCUGGACAGGCGAGAUAGAAGAAACGCCAGCUGAUAUAUUCUCCUCGCCCGGCACACCUCCUGCCACAACCGCACACCUGCCAUCCCUGAAUUCCCUGUCUGCGCCGGUUCCAAUUGACGGCGAAAAGCCUCUCCCUACACCACCAAUUGCAGAUGGACUAUGGAUUCCUAAGGAAGAUAUGGCCAGACUGGAAAACCAACUUGCGCAUGACAAGAAAAUCAAAACGGUGCCUGUGUGGCUUGCGGAUGAUACAGACGGCCCAGGCGAGGGGAUACGGCUGAAGGACCAAACGAGAUGGCGACGCUAUGCAGAGCACGAGCUGUAUACCCUGUUCCACUACAAACAACACGAGCCGACCGACGGCAGGAAAGAGCGCAUACAAUGGGCGGACUACUAUCGUCUAAAUCAGAAGUUCGCCAACCGCAUUCUCGAGAUCUACAAGCCUGGCGACGUCGUUGUCGUCCACGACUACUACCUUAUGCUGCUUCCCAGCAUGCUGCGACAGCGGGCUCCGCACAUGUAUAUCAGCUUCUUCCUGCACUGCCCAUUCCCCUCAAGCGAGUUCCUGAGGUGUCUUCCACGAAGAAAAGAAGUUCUGGAGGGCGUCCUCGGGGCGAAUUUGAUCGGCUUCCAGAGCUAUAGCUACAGCAGACACUUCAGCUCCUGCUGUACGCGUGUGCUAAAGUUCCCCUCCGACGCAGGCGGUGUCGAUGCCUAUGGCACGCGAGUACAGGUUGGUGUUUUCCCAAUCGGUAUCGAUGCCACGAAGGUCGAGACGGUUGCCUUCUCGGACACUGUCAACGAGAAAUACCUUGCGCUGAGGAAGCUGUACCAUGGCAAGAAGAUCAUCGUUGGCCGUGAUCGGUUGGAUAGUGUGCGUGGAGUGGCACAAAAGCUGAUGGCAUUUGAGCGCUUUCUCGAGAUGUACCCUAACUGGCGGGAGAAGGUCGUCCUAAUCCAGGUUACGAGCCCCACCUCCAUCGAGGAGGAGAAGGAGGACCCCGAAAACAAGAUCGCCAGCAGGGUCAACGAGUUAGUCAUGAAGAUCAAUGGCCAAUACGGCAAUCUGGGCUUCAACCCUGUACAGCACUAUCCGCAAUACCUGUCUCAGGACGAGUACUUCGCGCUGCUGCGAGCGGCUGAUAUCGGCUUGAUCACGUCGGUAAGAGACGGAAUGAAUACUACGAGUCUGGAAUAUGUUGUCUGCCAGCGCGAGACCCACGGCCCCCUGAUUCUGUCCGAAUUCUCCGGUACUGCAGGAUCGUUGAAAGACGCCAUACACAUCAACCCCUGGGACCUGUCGGGCGUUGGUGAUCAGAUUAACAAUGCACUCACCAUGUCAGCCGAGCGAAGACAGGCUAUGCAACAGUCCCUCUACACACAUGUCACCACCCGCACGGUACAGAGCUGGAUCAGCCAAUUCCUGCGCCGGCUUGUCUCCGUGCUGGCUAGCUCCAAUAACACCGUCUCGACACCACUUCUAGACCGGUCCGUUAUGCUGAGAACCUACCGCAACGGCAAGAAACGUCUGUUCAUGUUCGAUUACGACGGCACACUGACACCAAUCGUGCGUGAGCCGAGCGCCGCCAUUCCUAGCGAGCGCGUUAUCACCACGCUCAAGGCGCUGGCGGCCGAUCACCGCAAUGCCGUCUGGAUCAUCUCCGGGCGUGACCAGGAAUUCCUCCAACAGCAUUUGGGCCACAUCAGCGAGCUGGGCUUCAGCGCAGAACACGGGAGCUUUAUGAGACAUCCCGGUGAGACGGAGUGGGAAAACUUGGCUGAGAAGUUUGACAUGGGCUGGCAAUCUGAGGUCAUGCAAGUCUUCCAGAGCUUUACCGACAAGGUUCCAGGCUCUUUCAUUGAGCGCAAGCGUUGUGCCUUGACAUGGCAUUAUCGCCUUGCUGACCCAGAGCAAGGUCUCCAUAUGGCUCGCGAAUGCCAAAAGGAGCUCGAGUCUACGGUUGCUCGUAAGUGGGAUGUCGAUGUCAUGACUGGCAAGGCCAACCUCGAGGUCCGCCCCACAUUCAUCAAUAAGGGCGAGAUCGCAAAGCGCCUCGUCACUUCAUAUAACACCGACAUGUCUCACGUCCCCGGGAGCCCUACCGCACCACCGCCGGGUGGAGAGGUGGACUUCGAAUCCGCCGGGUCAUCCAAUAAGGUUGAAUUUGUCCUCUGCAUGGGCGACGACUUCACCGACGAGGACAUGUUCCGCGCGCUUAACGGGCUGUCCGCGCCGCCGACGAGCGAGGACGAGGUGGAGCAGGUCAAGGCCGAGCAUGUCUUCACCGUUACGGUCGGGGCUAGCACCAAGGUCACGCUGGCGAGAUGGCAUCUGCUCGAGCCGGAGGAUGUGGUGGAGUGUGUCGCGCUCCUCGCGGGCGUUGGUGGCGGAGGCGGAGGCGCUGCCAGCGGCGGGGUCCUGAGCAUGGGCGAGAACAACCUCGCGGCGCUGAGUGCCGUGGAGGAUCACAUCCCUGAUAACUGA
Molecule: messenger RNA, 3108 nt
Organism: Phaeoacremonium minimum UCRPA7
Lineage: Eukaryota; Fungi; Ascomycota; Sordariomycetes; Togniniales; Togniniaceae
Product: putative glycosyltransferase family 20 protein
Exons: 3
Coding region: 1-3108 (1035 amino acids)
Biological process (GO): fungal-type cell wall organization; trehalose biosynthetic process; cellular response to heat
Cellular component (GO): cytosol; alpha,alpha-trehalose-phosphate synthase complex (UDP-forming)
Molecular function (GO): catalytic activity
Source: RefSeq, a predicted model, not a curated record